Molecule: messenger RNA, 1827 nt
Organism: Vitis vinifera (wine grape)
Lineage: Eukaryota; Viridiplantae; Streptophyta; Magnoliopsida; Vitales; Vitaceae
Product: B-box zinc finger protein 21
Exons: 3
Coding region: 647-1558 (303 amino acids)
Biological process (GO): photomorphogenesis; regulation of DNA-templated transcription
Cellular component (GO): nucleus
Molecular function (GO): zinc ion binding
Source: RefSeq, a predicted model, not a curated record
AAGAGAGAGGUGUGCUCAGCUUUAAUUUUGUAAUUGAAUAGGAGGAAUAUAUGUGUAUAUUUGGUGAAGUGGGUUCUUAGAGUAGAACAUUUUUCGUUCAUAUCGACACUGGUAUUUAGCAUCAAAGCCUGUUCACUUGUACGAUAGUUAGUUGAAUAAAUAGUAUUCUGAUUUUAAAAUUCAAUCCCAUUUUGAUUGAGGAAGGUGAGUAUGAAAAAGCAAAGCAAUGAGGGGUUUAGUGUUAUUGGGUGGGAGUGUGUGAAAGGCCAAUAAAUUCAUGGAUCAAGAAGGAGUAAGGACUGCUUCCAAGUUCCAACUGUUUCCAUAAGUAAAGCAACAAAAAGUAAGGAUGAAGGGAUCCUCCGCCGGGACUAGAGCAUAUUGUCUCCAUGUACACGGCCCCCCUCCCAUCAUCUCUUUUCUACUAACCCAGCUUUUUGUUUGUGAAUCCUGAUAUGGUGAGCAUCAAAUCCCACCCCCACUCCUCUCCCUCAUUUCUUUAUGCUACACACUGCUGCCACUUGUAUCUCUUACCUACUGCCUCGUAGUCCUCUCCUCUUCUCUCUCUCUCUCUCUCCUCUUUCUCUCUCUUUGCCUUCUAUCCCAAGUUCCAGAGCCCACCAUCUCUUGAUCUGAUUGCCAACAAAUGAAGAUCCACUGCGACGUCUGUAGUAGAGAAGAAGCGACGGUGUUUUGCACCGCCGACGAGGCAGCUCUCUGCGACGCCUGCGACCACCGGGUCCACCACGCCAACAAGCUCGCCUCCAAGCACCAGCGCUUCUCUCUUCUCCACCCCUCCCCUAAGCAGGUCCCUCUCUGCGACGUAUGCCAGGAGAAGAGAGCUUUCCUAUUCUGUCAGCAGGACCGAGCAAUUCUAUGUAGAGACUGCGAUCUUCCAAUUCACACCGCCAACGAGCACACCCAGAAGCACAACAGGUUCCUUCUCACUGGCAUCAAGCUUUCUGCCACUUCUGCGCUCUACUCCUCUACCACCAGCGUCGCAGAUUCUGUUUCCGAUCACAAGUCUCAGUCCUCUCUCAAGAAGCCCGAGUCGGUGCCUCCUGAGAUCUCCCAUCCACCGUCCAUCACCAAGACUUCAUCGCCAACAACCGCCAUAAACAGCAUAAACAAGGGUGGGGAUGCUUCUCUAACAAGUGAAGGUGUUUCAACCAGUAGUAUAUCAGAGUACUUGAUCGAGAUGUUACCAGGCUGGCAUGUUGAGGAUUUUUUGGAUUCCACUUCUGCUCCUUCUGGUUUCUGUAAGAGUGCUGGUGAUGAUGUACUACCUUAUCUUCUUGAUGCGGAUCUUGACAACAAUCUGAGUAGCUUCUCGUCAGAAAAUUUGGGGGUUUGGGUUCCUCAAGCUCCCACUCCUCUCCAUCCUUCUCAAUAUUCGUCAUUCAUGGGUGGGCAGAUUGGGUUGAAAGAGUCCAAGGAAGCUACAACCAUGAAACCCAACAGCAAAAAGUGGGGAGACGAUGUUUUUACAGUUCCACAGAUCAGCCCUCCAUCUGUAGGCUCCAAGAGAUCUAGAUCUUUCUGGCAGUAUCACCACUAAAUCUGAUGCCCAUUUUUUUUUCUUUUUUUUUUGUUUCUUUUUGAACCGAUCUGGUUUCCGUUUUUUUCCCCUCUUGCUUUAAUUUUGCUUCCAAUGUUCUUCAACUCAGGUUCAGUCCAUCCUUUUGCCUUUUCACCUUUUUCCAUGGAUAUGUACUUGCAAGCUGCAAGUUAUCUUCCUUUGUAAAUAUGUAUGAAACCCAGAUAGCUUUUUCCUUCCAUCCCAUGAAUGAAGUCAGAAAAUUUUUGUUCAAAAAGGAAAAUAACAAA